Messenger RNA from Carassius carassius (crucian carp), 1557 nucleotides. RefSeq names its product Fc receptor-like protein 3. NCBI's taxonomy places the organism in Eukaryota, Metazoa, Chordata, Actinopteri, Cypriniformes, Cyprinidae. The transcript is spliced from 9 exons. The coding region runs from base 242 to 1465 and encodes 407 amino acids. The record is from RefSeq and is a predicted model, not a curated record.
UCUGAUUUAAUGGAUCAGUGCAGAUGAAAUGAGGUUUGUCUGACUCAGGCAUUUAGUCAGACAUUUUAAUUAGGGUUUGUGUUGAGUUGUGCUCUAUAGUUUGCUGUGACUGGAGGAGGAGCAUCUCACACUCAGACAGAGGAAGUGAACAGAGACCGGAUGUCUAAUAAUAAUAAGCAUUGCAUACAAUACAUCAACUGUCACUUUUACAUGACACUCACACCCUGCAGAUCAAAGAAGAAUGUUCUGUCUUUUUUCAUUGAUUUCUCUGCUCGUGAUUCCUGUGAUCUGCAACAAGGGAUGGGAUAUUAACUACUCCAGUAAGACAAAAUGUGCUCUAAAGGGCUCAACAAUAACUUUAUCAGGCACUUAUAAACACCCAAAUCAUCUCACAGUGACAGAGAUAUUCUGGACUGUAAACCCAUCUCAAGGCAAUAGUAUCAAUCUGAUGACUCUUCCUGAUUACAGAGACAGAGUUCAGUUCUUCCAGAAUAAAGAAAACAGAAUAUUUUUUCUCAAACUCAGUAAUGUGACACAUGAAGAUGAAGGAAUGUACUGCCUCAGAAUCGUGACAGAUGUAGAAGAUCAAAGAUUUCUGGGUUAUCCUGGGAUUGUGCUCAAUGUGACAGAGCUCAGAGUGGAGAUUCCUGCAGAGAUCAUUGAGGGAGCAUCACCUGUUUUAUUUUGUAGGACCACCUGUGACCUAUCAGAUAAAACAGACUUCACCUGGUAUAAAAAUGGCAAGCGUUUAUCAGAAUCGAUCGUCUCGGAUCAGCUGUUGCUGCGGUCGGUCAGGAGAGAUGAUACGGGAAACUACAGCUGUGCACCGAGAGAUCAGAAACAUCUGUCGUCUCCUGCCGUCACUCUCAGCGUCAGAUAUCCUCCACAGAGCGUCUCGGUGUCCAUCAGUCCGUCUGGUGAAAUAGUGGAGGGAGAUUCAGUGACUCUGAUCUGCAGCAGUGAUUCAAACCCUCCUGCUCUCAUCUUCAGAUGGUUUAAGGAGAAUCAAAACUCAGCUGUUGGAUCUGGACAGAGUUUCAUCAUCUCCAGCUUUAACUCCAGUCACAGCGGACGCUACUCUUGUGAGGCUCAGAAUCAACAUGGAUCUCAGAGAUCAGACUCUGUUUCAGUCGCUGUUGAAGGGACUCAGAGAGCUGUUCUACAAACAGUUACUGGGACUGUGGCAGGAUUGAUCAUCAUCAUCAUCAUCAUCAUCAUUGUGUUCAGGAGUAGGAAGAGGAAGAGAGAAUGUGGAACUGAAGACGUGAAUCAAAAGCAGACGGCUGACUCGAGUGAUGAUACAUACACAGCUCUGGAUCCAGCGUCCAGAACAUCAGCUGACAUUUACAGCACGAUCAGAUCUGGUGACUUCAGACCUCCUGAUGACACCUACACGGCUCUCGAUCUUCAGGCCAGAUCCUCUGAUUAUGAGACUCUAGCAGUAACUUCAGCACAUCCACAUUAAACUCUCCUCACAGAAUUACUGCUCAGAUGGAAAUACAGAUGCUCCCCAGAAACUCAUAAUUUGAUGCUUUGUUUAUUAUAAGUAAUUUUCUU